AUGUGCCAUGUGGUAAACACUGUUGACAAAUAUCCUCAAUCAGCACCUGCGAGUCCAAGCAAGUCUGUGGGAAUAGAAGAUGGAAAUUUGUACGAAACAAUAGGACCUGCGCUAAACGUCGGUAGAACUAUAGCAAUAGAGGCUUGUCAAGAUGUCGUUGAGGUUCUUUAUGAAUUGAGGAACGAGUACAUCAAAUUCCCAACAACGGUGGCUGAGACAAUGAGGUGUAUAGAGACAUUUACGGACAAAUCACGACUUCCAAACACUGUUGGAGCCAUAGAUUGCGCAUUUGAUCAUAUAGACAGUGCUGUUGAUUACUUUAGUCGAAAUCAGCAACAUGAUUUUAUAAUUCAGGCCGUUUCUGACGGUAAGGGAUUAUUCCUUGACUUUGCUACGGGUUAUCCAGGAAGUCUUCACGACGCUAGGGUAUAUCGAAACAGCUCUCUUUAUCAAAGAGCAAGCAACGAAGAUAUACUCAGAGAACCGGUUGAAAGAAUCGGUAUUACAGAUAUUCGCCCUUACCUAGUAGGAGACAGUGCAUAUCCUAUUUCCCCAUGGCUUAUGAAGCCUUAUCCUGAAGCCACGCGUGACCCUGGCGAGGUAACGUUCAACGAUUACGAUGAUGACCGCAGAAAUGAACAGAACAAUGACUUCAUGCAGGACGGGGAAGAUAUAAGAGAGUUGCUAAAAGACAGUCUCUGA
Stylophora pistillata is the source of this 702-nucleotide messenger RNA. RefSeq lists its product as uncharacterized. The record is from RefSeq and is a predicted model, not a curated record. NCBI's taxonomy places the organism in Eukaryota, Metazoa, Cnidaria, Anthozoa, Scleractinia, Pocilloporidae.